Molecule: messenger RNA, 632 nt
Organism: Cuscuta campestris
Lineage: Eukaryota; Viridiplantae; Streptophyta; Magnoliopsida; Solanales; Convolvulaceae
Source: the annotation of a GenBank genome assembly
CUCCGUACCAGUAGUCCAUUGAUUUUUCACCUCUUCCAUCUCUGGUCUCAGUCUUCGUCUCCCCCCCCACCCAAAAAAGAAAGAAAGAAAGAGAAAAAAACUCUGGUGUCUGUCUCUUUGACAUCGAUUGGACGAUUGCUGAAGGUGUAGGAGAAAGUUGAAUGCAUGGAUGCCAAUAGUUGGAGAGCGGCGCAACCUCUGGCUCAGCCUCAGGGUGGUGAAGCCGCAGGCAUAGCAGCCAGUGGGGCUGCACCUGCUUCCGGAUCCAUGGAGACCGGCGAUUGGCGGGCUCAACUGCCGCACGAUUCCAGGCAAAGGAUUGUCAGCAAGAUAAUGGAUACUUUAAAGAAGCACCUCCCAUUUUCUGGACAAGAGGGACUACAGGAACUUAAGAAAAUUGCAGUGAGAUUUGAGGAAAAAAUUUAUGCUGCUGCCAUAAACCAGGCAGAUUAUCUAAGGAAGAUAUCUUUAAAGAUGUUGUCGAUGGAGACAAAAUCAUCAAACCCUUUGGCUAAUCCUCCACAAGCUAAUGCUGCCAAUAUUAGUCAAACUCCUCAAGGAACAGGUAAUAACAAGUCUUCAAGUAAAAUGAACUAGAUAAAAUGCCAGAUGAAAGAUGAGAUGAAAUGAUG